This is a messenger RNA of Cladophialophora psammophila CBS 110553, 357 nucleotides long. RefSeq lists its product as uncharacterized. The transcript has a single exon. Lineage: Eukaryota; Fungi; Ascomycota; Eurotiomycetes; Chaetothyriales; Herpotrichiellaceae. The record is from RefSeq and is a predicted model, not a curated record. Bases 1 to 357 code for a protein of 118 amino acids.
AUGCAUCUUAUCCACAGCUCAAGGGUUUUGUGUUACGAUGCACGGAAAAUCCAGAAAGAAGUGGCCCAGAACGUAAUCACUAUCGGCACUUCAAUUGUACUAGUGCAUCUUGGAGACUGCUCCAUGCCUGCAGUGGUGCAUUUCGAUCAGAAUAUUCCACCAAACGGCUUUAUCCUGCCAUCGUUCUGGUUCUACUGGUCCGGUCACGGUAAAGCAAUCAUCCUCACUAAGUUACGACGUACAGGUCCCUACGUGUACAAAAGAUCGGGUUUUGUUGGUGCCAAUAUAAGACUGUGGACUGCUUUCAAAGAAUACAAGGAGUCAGGAGUGGAAGAAGAGACUUUCUACUUGGUCUAG